Messenger RNA from Trematosphaeria pertusa, 771 nucleotides. RefSeq lists its product as uncharacterized. The transcript has 2 exons. The record is from RefSeq and is a predicted model, not a curated record. NCBI's taxonomy places the organism in Eukaryota, Fungi, Ascomycota, Dothideomycetes, Pleosporales, Trematosphaeriaceae. Bases 1 to 771 code for a protein of 256 amino acids.
AUGGAGUGGACAAAUACUACCAGCCUCGAGACCACCGACAAACCAGCAGACAAGAUGUCCUCCCUCACCGCCUCCAAGUCAAAAAGCAUUCUUGACCUUCCCGGCGGCAAGUAUCCCAACCUACAGCACGACUCAAUUACAGAUCUAGCCUACGCAUCGCUCCGCCUAGCCAGCACCUGCCGCACUAUCCGCUCCGAGUUCUGGCCCCUGUACUCGAAUCGCAAACCACCCCCCGGGUUCCAUGUUAGCAUGAGACUCGACCGCCUGCCCUCCUUCGUCGACACCUUCUUCCCCACGACCAUUACGCCGGACGCCAUCGUCAAGCCCACCCUUGUUAUCCGCGUCUCCACACCCAUUCUCUUUCUAAUUGCCGUUCUCCGCCAAUACCCCACCCUCGACAUCCACUUCUGGGACUCCCCCGUCCGCUGGGGAGCCGCCGACCUGAACGCUCUCGUGGAGAUCGUGCGGACGAACCCGGCAUGGGGCGAUUCCGAUCAGUUGUCCGCAUUCGCUGGAGUCGAGAUACACUCGCGGAUAGGCUUUAGAGAGUACGUGCCGUACCGGUGGCCUUACAUAUUGAAGCUGAGGGUUAUGCUGAAGGCCGAGGCGACAGCGGAGUGGUGGGACAAUAAGGCUGAGAAGAGACGGCGGGAGCAGGAGCUGAGGGAGCGGCUUGGCUUUGCGUCGGGCAAGUUUAGAGGUCUUGUGGUCCAUGUUAUGAGAGAUUGGGGAUCUGGCCCGACGUGUCCUUCUAUCUUGGGCUCCUUGUAA